Prosopis cineraria is the source of this 1642-nucleotide messenger RNA. RefSeq names its product serine carboxypeptidase-like 7. The record is from RefSeq and is a predicted model, not a curated record. Bases 9 to 1433 code for a protein of 474 amino acids. The transcript has 14 exons. Gene Ontology annotation, biological process: secondary metabolic process; proteolysis. Gene Ontology annotation, molecular function: serine-type carboxypeptidase activity; acyltransferase activity, transferring groups other than amino-acyl groups. Lineage: Eukaryota; Viridiplantae; Streptophyta; Magnoliopsida; Fabales; Fabaceae.
UAUCAGAGAUGGCGAUGCUGAGCUCAAAACACAGUCAUUGUUUCUGCUUCAUCACAUUGUUGCUUCAUUUUGGCCUUCUCUUCCUCAUCUGCGCUCAACCUGCUCACUCCUCUGCUGGUUCCACAGUGGAGUUUCUUCCUGGCUUCCAUGGACCCCUUCCUUUUCAUCUUCAAACUGGGUACGUGGGACUUGGGGAAUCUGCAGAAGAAGUUCAAGUUUUCUGUUAUUUCGUCAAGUCUGAGAACAAUCCUCAAGACGAUCCUCUCCUUCUUUGGCUAUCUGGAGGUCCUGGUUGCACUUCUUUCGCUGGCCUCGCCUUUGAAAUAGGUCCAUUCACAUUUAUAAACCAAGAAUACAAUGGGACUUUGCCUAACUUAGUCUUAAGGCCACAAUCAUGGACUAAGGUAAGUAAUAUAAUUUUUCCAGAUUUGCCCGUUGGAACAGGCUUCACAUAUGCCAAAACAGAAGCUGCUAAUCAAUCAAGUGACUGGGGCCUAGCUCAUCAUGCUCAUCAAUUUUUAAGGAAGUGGUUAAUCAAUAAUCCAGAAUACCUAUCACAUAAAGUGUAUGUCGGUGGUGAUUCUUAUUCUGGCAUUCCUAUCCCGGCCUUGUUUCAAGAAAUUUUAUAUGGAAAUGAAAAUGGGGUACAACCGCGGAUAAAUAUUCAGGGAUACAUCCUUGGGAAUCCCCUGACAACACGCCAUGAAAUAAACUAUGAAAUCCCAUUUGCUCAUGGAAUGGGACUGAUUUCUGAUGAACUCUAUGAGUCAUUACAGAAAUAUUGUGAAGGAGAAUAUGGAAAUAUAGACACCAAUAACUUGUCAUGUCUCAGAGACUACCAAUUAUUCCGAGAGUUAAUUGAAGAAGUCGAUGUCUCUAUGAUUUUGGAACCCGGCUUUUGUGGCUAUAAAAUGUUUGUUAUUCCCCCAAGAAAUUCUUUGAUGAAGAGAUCUCUAGUUCAAAAAGUAAAGGGUAUUAGUAUUCCAUCAAAAUGUCGGCGACUUGGAUAUUUGCAAGCUCAUUACUGGGGCAAUGACGAUGACGUUCAAAAAGCACUCCAUGUUCGAAAGGGAACAACAUAUUAUUGGAGGCAUUGUAAUUACGAUUUGAACUAUAAGCAGGACAUUGAUAACAGCUUUUAUAUUCAUGUAAAUCUCAGUACAAAGGGUUAUCGUUCUUUGAUAUACAGUGGGGAUCAUGACAUGACGAUUUCCUUCUUAUCAACACAAGCAUGGAUCAGAUCUUUAAAUUACUCUAUCAUUGAUGACUGGAGACCUUGGCAUGUCAAUGGGCAAGUUGCCGGAUACACAAGAACUUACUCCAAUGGCAUGACAUAUGCAACCGUUAAGGGUGCAGGACAUACAGCUCCAGAAUUCACACCUGAAGAAUGUUUUGCUAUGUUCAAGAGAUGGAUAUCUAAUGAGCAUCUCUAAUUAGUGGAUUAGCUUCCACAAGAAUGCAAAAAACUCAAAUCUUGUGUGUUUUUACGAUCCAAGCCAGUGUGCUAUAUUCGAUUUGACCAAACAAAAGAAAAAAAAGUGUGCUAUUCGAUGAUAUUAGGUUUUGUAAACUUGAAUAAGAUAGUUGAAAGUGAUUUUUAUAUUGAAGCAGAACAAGUAAAUUUUUAAAUACACAUAAGAAU